ACGCCGAACUCUGAGCCCGCCGCCAUGGCCCCCGCGCGCAGGAAGAACGCGAGAGGAGGCGCGCGAGGAAGGAAGCUCGCAGCCUUCCUGGAGGACUUCGACCGCGAGGUGCAGAGCCGGAUCGAGCGGCUGCGGACGAAUGGGCAGCGCCUGGCGCAGGAGGUGGGAGAUCUCUACGGCAUCGAGAUCCUGCGGCUGCCGCUGGCAUUGCGCGGCAUGAGGUGGCACGAGUACUUUGCUAAAGGAGGAAGCAAAGAGGUCUUGGAGGAGGCUGCCACGGCAGACUUGGAAAUAAUGGAAAUAAAUAAAAUAACAGCUGAAGUUAUUCAGACGCCUUUAAAAAUCAUCAAGAAAGCUGAAAAAUCUAAACAGGAUAUUGAAGCUAUUGAAGAAGAAGCAGAGUCUCCUUUGCUUCCUCAAGCAAAGAAAACAAAACACGAUAACCAAUCUCUUGCAGAACUAGAAACUGAAAAUGUUAAUCCAAAAAGUGGAAAGAUAAAGGCAUCCAGUAAAAAAGCACCAGCGUUCAGGAACAGGAGAGCUCCUUCAUCGAGAGUGAAGCGCAUGAGUAAAAGCAGAUCAAGCAGAAACAACUUUAUUACUCCAGCUAAUGGGAGAAUUGUGGAUAUCUGUGGUCGGGGAGCUACUUCCAUGGUCACACCCAGAUUUGAUUCCAGGGUUUUCAAGACGCCGGGUCUGCGCACGCCUGCGCUGAACGAGCGGGUUUACACCAUCUCUGCCAAUGGCAGCCCCCUUGCUGACGGCAACGAUAUCUUCAUUACUGUUCCUGUUGGAGGAGGAGAGAGCAUUCGUUUAACAGCAAGUGAUUUGACCAAGAAGAAUCUUCUUCAUCUGAAUCCAGAGGCCCAAGGAAUUAUGAAGAAGCUUUCGGUUCGUCUUGCCCAAGCAUGCAGUGGUGCAAAGACAAACAGAUGAAACUUAGUGCUGCCAUCCUUCUGUAAAUAUGGAACGCUGUGUUUAGAACUGCUGCCUUGAGUUCUCGCUCCAGUUUGUUUCUUCCUUCUAUUAAUUUACAGAAUGGAAGUUAACUGAUUUUUCUACCUGAGUCUGUAACGGUAUUAGGAUACAUUGCUUUUUUUCUAUUUUUUCAAGAGGAAAAAUACUUUAUUUGCUUUUUCUUCUGAGACUGAGACCAAGGUACAGUUAUCUUGGGUUUGCAGGCUAGCAAGAUGGGUAAAUGUUCUCCUGGCGUCUUGCAAAAGACAAGGGGAGGGUACAAGUGACUGAACCUUGUAUCUGUCUAGGAAACGUAAGCAAUAGAUUGGGUUUGUUGCACUUUCUGGGGAUGUCUUUUCUAUACUGAAGCGUUCAAAAGGUGAUGACUAUCUCAGUGUAGUAGUUGAGAUACAUAAUAGCAAGUUACUGAUAAAUUGGACUAGAUAUAAAGCUACUUGCAGUUUAUGAUGCUGCCAUGAAUAGAAGGGGGAGGAGUCAAGUACAGUAAAUUGUGUACUUACUGGAGCUGUUCUAUUUGUGAGCUUUUAUUUCUUUAAAUACGAAAUGCACAGGUUCUCUUUAAAACCUCUUACAAGGCAUUUAACUUUACAGACCUGUCAGACAGAUCUCUGAUAAACUAGUUUUCUGGGAGUCAUCUUAGAGCCACUGGCUGCCUCUAAUGUAAGAGAACUCUGCUCUCUCAAAACCACUUUCUAGAUCAUUAGGUGAAGUUUUACUCAUGGAACUGAGUAUGGGCAGGGAGGAAGGAAGCCAGGUACAGUAGAACAACAUCUAGCUCUAUCUGCUGAUCCAAAUUGAAUUGAACUCCAUACAUUCUCUUGACAAAGAACUGUUCAAUGCAUUUAAACAGGGGAACAAAAAACACCUGGGCACAAAUGUUCAUUGUUUACAAGAGAAAGGGUAGUCUCUAUGAACAGAUACUAUUUAAGUAGUUUAAUGUUCUUAAAACCUAUAUGUGGAGGCAUACAUUUGGCUUAAACCUUACAAAAUGAAGAGCUUGUAUUUGCUUUUCUAAGAUCACUGUCUUUGCUUUUCAAGAGCUUGGAAAAGCAGAGCUCUAUGAAGCUCAAGCUGUCUGAGAAGAUCAUUUAAAGUCUUACGACAGAUUACUCUUAAUACCAAGGAUCUCAUUUUAUUGUUAAUCUUUAUGGCUGGUAAAGCUGUGUGAAGAUAUUUCACUCUUUAGCUAUGGUAUGGAUUUUUUUUUAAGGUAUGGCUAACUUUAAUUCCUGGUUGCUACUUCCUUCCUUUGUUUUUUGUUUCUGUUGCCACACCCAAGUUUAAUUCCAGGUUUGUAUUCUAUUUCUCUUAGUAAGACUCUGCUCUAUUAAAAACUGUUUGCUUUAUG
Nothoprocta perdicaria is the source of this 2326-nucleotide messenger RNA. It is a transcript of the gene CDCA8, whose product is annotated as cell division cycle associated 8. The transcript is spliced from 10 exons. Gene Ontology annotation, biological process: mitotic sister chromatid segregation. Bases 25 to 936 code for a protein of 303 amino acids. Gene Ontology annotation, cellular component: chromosome passenger complex; spindle midzone; chromosome, centromeric region. Lineage: Eukaryota; Metazoa; Chordata; Aves; Tinamiformes; Tinamidae. The record is from RefSeq and is a predicted model, not a curated record.